AUGCACCACCUUACACCGAAAUGCAAAUGGUGCGGCAUCUUCGUAGUGUUGAUGAUCUCCGUUGCCCUUUACUACGACACUCAGAUCAAUGGCCAGGGGAUAUUUGCGGAGUCCGCCACAGGAAAAGCCUUGAAGGACGCCGGAGUACUGCCACUCCUGCAGAAGGGCUGCGAUGUGGCCUUGGUGGCCGGCGCUCGGGGCUUCCAGUGCUAUGAGAAAUACGUGGAUCCCUAUGUCGUGAUAGUGUCCCAAAUGGUGGAGGAUCUCGUGCGCCAGUCCUUGAGCGAUGCGGGAAACGUCUACGAUUGGGCAAAGGGAUACUUCAACCAGAGUUGGACCCUGCAAGUGGAUGUCGUGGAUCAGUAUGCCCCGAAUUUGUCGAAAAAACUCAAGGCCUUUGCCUCGGGGGCCAUGGAAAGCUACAAUGAAACCGCCACGAUAUUGGACAAUAACUUUCAUCAAAUGAUCAUCUUUGCCUGGAAAUGCAACAGGGAGUUCCACGAGAAAGUCGAUGAAUAUGCCAAGCGGCAGUUGUUCUAA
Messenger RNA from Drosophila pseudoobscura, 540 nucleotides. RefSeq lists its product as uncharacterized. The transcript has a single exon. The record is from RefSeq and is a predicted model, not a curated record. Bases 1 to 540 code for a protein of 179 amino acids. NCBI's taxonomy places the organism in Eukaryota, Metazoa, Arthropoda, Insecta, Diptera, Drosophilidae.